Myripristis murdjan (pinecone soldierfish) is the source of this 3291-nucleotide messenger RNA. RefSeq names its product phosphoribosylaminoimidazole carboxylase, phosphoribosylaminoimidazole succinocarboxamide synthetase (gene paics). NCBI's taxonomy places the organism in Eukaryota, Metazoa, Chordata, Actinopteri, Holocentriformes, Holocentridae. Gene Ontology annotation, cellular component: cytosol. The record is from RefSeq and is a predicted model, not a curated record. Gene Ontology annotation, molecular function: phosphoribosylaminoimidazolesuccinocarboxamide synthase activity. Gene Ontology annotation, biological process: 'de novo' IMP biosynthetic process. The transcript is spliced from 15 exons. The coding region runs from base 16 to 3138 and encodes 1040 amino acids.
CAGGUCAGCUCAAACAUGGAGAGAAGAGCAGAGAGACAAAGAGGAGGUGAUAAGGAGGUGGUAGAAGUGAGUGCCGCGGUGGAGAGGCAAUGGGGGGAAGCAGAUGUGCUGGCUCUCAUGUCAGUGUGGGAAGAGGUGGGAGCUCAGCACAUAGGUGAGAGCAGAAGCACAUUUGAGUUGAUCUCAGAGCGUCUGAGAAGGCUCAGUGUUGUGCGCAGCUGGAGGGAGUGUCAGGCCAAGUGCAGGAGCCUGGGACUUCAGAGCAGGAAGACUGAGGCGGCAGGCACAUCCAACUACAGCCAAGGAGUGGAGUCCCACGUAACCUCUAAUGGAAGGCCAGUGGAGGGCUGGGAGGAAGAGGAGGAAGAAGGGGCUAAUGAAAGAGGAAUCUACUCUUCCUCAGUCACAAUUCCAAUGCAGGAAGGUAACUGGAUCAAGAGUCGGAUUCUCCCUUACACUCAAUGUGUGGCUGAAGAAGGGGGCCGCCACUGGACAGAUGAGGAGGUGCGAGCGCUGCUGUGUGUCUGGGCCGACCGCCGUAUUCGAGAGCGCCUCAAGUGCACGCUCCGCAACAAGUCCAUCUUUCAAGAGAUGUCCCGGCAAAUGCAGAGGAGCUUUGGAGUGGUGCGCAACUGGAAACAAUGCCGAACAAAAUACAAAAACCUCAAGUAUGAGUACAAGACUGCCAAGAGCGCCCAAGUGGCUGGAGGUAGCAGUGGCGGCGGCCCAGGGAAGUACAUGAAGUUUUUUGAUGAGGUGGAGGCCAUCCUUCUGGAUAGAGGGCUGGAUAAUGAGGCCCAAGAGAUGCAGAAGAGGCUGUGUGAUGGAGAAAUGGGAGCAGGGAGGCUGGGAUCACCAGCAGGCCAGACAACACAGAUAAGAGGUGUUGAAAAUGAACUUGUCAUUGAAAUUGAUGAUGAUGACAACAGUGAUGAUUAUGAAAUCGAUGUAGAGAUGGAAGCAAAAUGGAGAGGAACAGAGGCCCAUCUAUCACCCACAGAUCCAUCCAGCUCUGACCAGUUCCAUGUGGUCACGGUGUCAGACACGGGUCGAAACUGGAGUGACCAGGAGGUGCGGGCGUUGAUUCAAGUUUGGUCUGAGGAGGGCGUGUGCAGGCAGCUGGAGAGCUCGACCAGGAAGAGGGACAUCUUUGUCCAGAUCUCCAACAGGUUGAUGCAGCAGGGCAUUGAACGUGACUGGAAACAGUGCCACACCAAGUAUAAAAACCUCAAGUACCUGUACCGCUCCUUGCAAAGGGGUAAGACUGAUGGCAACGAUCCGCGACGCCUUAUGAGGUUCUAUGACGAGGUGGAUGCCAUUCUGAACCGCACAGUUAACGGAUCUCCAUAUAACAUGGGAUAUGCAGACCAGGCAGCAGAGUCAAGUGGACUGACUAUAUUGGAGGGCUGUGAGGUGAAUGGCAAUACAGAUGUCACUUUGCCAAAGCUGGACAAAAGGGAUACGGUGACGGGAGCACGAGAGGAAAGACUUUGCAAUUCUGAUUCUGGCCCGUCUGUGAGUCUUGAGGUUGUAUCACAUAAUGAAAAACUGACGCUGCAUACAGGCAAGGAGCGCAGCUUGUAUCAACACCACAGAUUCAUGAGCUCUACUGAAACUGGGUUAGACACAGACGAUACUUUGCCAACAAGCAGAGGAGUGAAGAGGAAAGCUGUGGAUCAAGAUAACACACUCAGGAUAGCGAAAAAACUGGAUACUGGGACUGAUUUGGCCAAUCACAUGGAUUUCCAGUGUAAAGAGGAGCAGGAUCACAUCCCGAUAAUAGAGAUCAAUUCGGUCUGUUCAAUGGCAUCCCCUAAUCUGCCUCCUGACAAGCAGGACUUCAGGUGCACAAGGAACAUCAUGGUCUCCACACCAGAGCUCAAGCUUGGCCAAAAGCUGAAUGAGGGAAAGACUAAACAAAUCUUUGAGCUGGUGGACCAGCCCGGCCUGGUUCUGGUCCAGUCCAAAGACCAGAUCACAGCUGGAAAUGCCGUGAGGAAGGACCAGAUGGAGGGCAAGGCCGCCAUCGCCAACAAAACCACCAGCUGCGUGUUCAAGUUGCUGCAGGAGGCUGGAAUUAAGACUGCAUUUGUGAAGCAGCACUCAGACACUGCGUUCAUCGCAGCCCAUUGCGAGAUGAUCCCCAUCGAGUGGGUUUGUCGGAGAGUGGCAACUGGAUCCUUCCUCAAGAGGAACCCAGGAGUGAAAGAAGGCUACCGCUUCUCUCCGCUAAAGAUGGAGAUGUUCUUCAAAGAUGAUGCCAACAAUGAUCCUCAGUGGUCUGAGGAGCAGCUGCUGGAGGCCAAAUUCUCUCUGGCCGGGCUCAGUAUUGGCCAGUGUGAGGUGGACAUCAUGAAUCGCAGCACCGUGGCCAUCUUUGAGAUUCUGGAGAAGGCCUGGGCCACUCAGAACUGCACGCUGGUUGACAUGAAGAUAGAGUUUGGUGUGAAUGUGACGACCAAAGAAGUCGUCCUUGCUGAUGUGAUUGAUAACGAUUCCUGGAGGCUGUGGCCAGCUGGAGACCGCAGCCAGCAAAAAGAUAAGCAAGUAUACCGAGACCUGAAGGAAGUCACACCUGAAGCAAUGCAAAUGGUGAAGAGAAACUUUGAGUGGGUCUCUGAAAGGGUCAAGCUCCUGCUGGAGCCCCAGGCCAGUGGCAGGGUGGUGGUGUUGAUGGGCUCCACCUCAGACAUGGCCCACUGUGAAAAAAUCAAGAAAGCCUGCGCCUCCUAUGGAAUCCCCUGCACGCUGAGAGUCACCUCGGCACACAAAGGUCCCGAUGAGACACUCCGCAUCAAAGCUGGAUAUGAAGGUGACGGCGUGCCCACCGUGUUUGUGGCUGUUGCAGGCAGAAGCAACGGCCUCGGUCCUGUGAUGUCAGGAAAUACCGCCUACCCCGUCAUCAACUGCCCACCUCUCACUCCAGACUGGGGGGCACAAGAUGUCUGGUCAUCCCUUCGCAUGCCAAGUGGUCUUGGCUGCUCCACCGUCCUCUCCCCAGAGGCUGCUGCCCAGUUUGCUGCCCAGAUCUUUGGGCUAAGUGACCAUCUGGUGUGGUGCAAGCUGCGGGCCUCCAUGCUCAACACCUGGGUGUCUCUCAAGCUGGCAGACAAGAAAUUGCAAGCCUGCAGUCUCUAAAGAGGCUGGCGACCUGUUGGAGUCUAGUGUGUUCUUAUGGGGUUCCACUUCCUUUCAGAAUCACAUCUCCUUUGUUUACCCUGCACAAACUUACUCACAGUACUAAACCUGCUUGUACUUCAGAAAACAUUCCAUUAAAGAGAUUUAAUUAAA